UGGGGGGGCAUUUGUUCCAGAAUCCCCUUCUCCCCUCCUGACUGGCUGGGCACACAGAACCACCAUGCCGAACUGGGGAGGUGGCAACAAAUGUGGAGCCUGUGGCCGCACCGUCUACCAUGCUGAGGAGGUGCAGUGCGACGGGAGGAGCUUCCACCGCUGCUGCUUCCUCUGCAUGGUCUGCCGGAAAAACUUGGACAGCACAACUGUAGCAAUUCAUGAUGCUGAAGUUUACUGCAAAUCUUGCUAUGGGAAAAAGUAUGGCCCAAAAGGUUAUGGAUAUGGCCAAGGGGCAGGCACGCUGAACAUGGACAGGGGAGAGAGAUUAGGCAUCAAGCCUGAGAGCACGCCUUCUCCUCACCGGCCCACCACAAAUCCAAACCCAUCCAAGUUCGCUCAGAAGUUUGGAGGGACAGAGAAAUGCUCUAGGUGUGGUGAUUCUGUUUAUGCAGCAGAGAAAGUAAUAGGAGCUGGAAAGCCAUGGCACAAGAACUGCUUCCGAUGUGCCAAGUGUGGAAAAAGCCUAGAAUCUACAACCCUAACUGAAAAAGAGGGAGAAAUCUAUUGUAAAGGUUGUUAUGCCAAGAACUUUGGCCCCAAGGGAUUUGGGUAUGGCCAGGGAGCAGGUGCCCUUGUUCAUGCCCAGUGAGGGAGCUAAAAACGCCUUCCACGCUCUGCUGAGAUCCUGCCAGAAGGAGCAAGAGUUUUCCAAAUGUUACUAACUACUGUGAAACAGAUACUAGUUACUGUAGCGUACCUUCAGCCAAUGAUUUUAAAAACAAACACACACACUGCUUUUUUUCUUGCCUUGUGUAUCACACUGUAACACUUUUAAUAAUGAGUAUCAAUUCAAUAAAGCUUUGCUUGUUGAUAUACCCUAAA
Messenger RNA from Agelaius phoeniceus (red-winged blackbird), 882 nucleotides. The record is from RefSeq and is a predicted model, not a curated record. Lineage: Eukaryota; Metazoa; Chordata; Aves; Passeriformes; Icteridae.